CAGUGACACCCACACCAUGUCAGUCGGUUAUCAGAAGGCGACUGAAGCAGACGUCACUAGUCCACUCUAGUGCUAGGUUGUAUAUGUGAGAAACAUGAGUGUGAUAACUUUACUCAAACGUUUUGUUGUUUCGAAUGUCCUUACUCUAUAUUAUUCUAUGCUAGUAGUAUUUUGGUUCGCUGUGAAUUAUUUAAAAAAUCCAUUUAGAAACCCUUGGACUACAAAAGUAAGAUUGGAACCGCCAACAAGACUAUCCGAGCCGAAAUAUGGAGUACAUAAAUACAUCAAAGCAAACAAUAUAAAACUGCAUUACGUGGAAAACGGUGAUUCCUCGAAACAAUUGAUAGUAUUUUUGCAUGGAUAUCCGGAAUUUUGGUAUUCGUGGCGGUAUCAGCUGGUAGAAUUCAGUAAAGAUUACUGGUGUAUAGCUGUGGACAUGAGGGGUUACUGUGAUUCCGAAAGACCAGAGGAAGUAUCGGCUUUCAAACUUGAGUUAUUGGUAGAAGACAUACGUGAUCUAGUACGACAAUUGGGCAGAGAGAAGUUUAUCCUCGUAGCUCAUGACUGGGGUGGUAUUGUGGCUUGCAAGUAUCGGGACCUGUAUUCAGAAACACUUCGAGGUCUUGUCGUGCUGUCUAGUACUGCGAUUGAUAUCUGGUUAGAAGCGAUUUGGACGUACGAAGAACAGCGGAGGAAAUCAUGGUACGUGUUUUUGUACCGAAUGCCAAUAAUUAGUGAAUUAUUAUUUCAACAAAACAAUUUAGAUUUACUGGAUAAAGCGAUGCUUGUAGAAGGAAAAACAACAAUUGACAGUCAAGACAUCGAAUGUUUUAAAUUUUGGUUCAGUAAGAAACAUGCAAUCACACCACCGAUCAAUUAUUACAGAGCUAACUUUAAGUACACAUAUAAAUCUGAAAGAUUUACUGAGAAUUUACCAUUUCUAUUUGCGUUGGGAGAAAAAGAUCCGUAUAUUAUCAAAGAAAUUGGUGAUUUAAUGGAAACACGAUACACGAGCCUUGAAUAUACACGAGUGAAGGAUUUGGGACACUUUAUGCAACAGGAAGAUCCUGACAUAAUUAACAGUUUAAUAAGAAGUUUUUUAAAUAAACAUAAUUUAUAAAAAUUUGCAAUAUGAAAAUCAUAUGAAGUACAGUGAAAUACAAGAUGUUAAUUUCUUUAAUAAUAUAAAUCCAUUGCCAUUCUGACAGUUGAUUAAAGAUUUCUAUCUAUGCGUAUUA
Zerene cesonia (dogface butterfly) is the source of this 1238-nucleotide messenger RNA. RefSeq names its product epoxide hydrolase 1-like. The transcript is spliced from 6 exons. The record is from RefSeq and is a predicted model, not a curated record. Gene Ontology annotation, molecular function: hydrolase activity. NCBI's taxonomy places the organism in Eukaryota, Metazoa, Arthropoda, Insecta, Lepidoptera, Pieridae. The coding region runs from base 95 to 1120 and encodes 341 amino acids.